AUUUAAUGUCAGACACAGUUACAUAAAAUAUUACAAGAAGAGAAAAAACAUGGGCAGAAUUAGCUGAAGAAGAAGAUGAGUAUUUGGAAGAAAUAUAAAAUUAAGUUUAAUUUUUAAAUUAUAUUAGAAUUAAAAUGAAUUAAGUCAAUAAGCGGGAAAAUAAUUAACUAACUUUCAGAAAAGAUUGAUUGAAAGAAUAUAAAGAUAUGAAACAUUGAUAGAAGUGGGAUUAUAAAAAGUUCCAGAUACAAUAAGAAUAUAAGACAUUCUUAUAGCUUUUAAAUAAUACCAUAUAACAGAUUGCUAUUUCUAAAGGUCAAAUUGUUUCUUUUAUUUGCCAAAAGAGAAAUCCAUUAAACUAGUAGAGGAUAGCAAUUUAAGAAUCACUAUAAAAGGUGUGAGUCUUUUGAUAGUAAUGUUGCCAUUAAAAAUCUGAUUCAUAUAUAUCAUUUUCAUAUCUACUUAGUGA
Paramecium sonneborni is the source of this 469-nucleotide messenger RNA. The record is from the annotation of a GenBank genome assembly. Lineage: Eukaryota; Ciliophora; Oligohymenophorea; Peniculida; Parameciidae.